Molecule: messenger RNA, 2692 nt
Organism: Scomber japonicus (chub mackerel)
Lineage: Eukaryota; Metazoa; Chordata; Actinopteri; Scombriformes; Scombridae
Product: polycomb group RING finger protein 2-like
Exons: 9
Coding region: 786-1787 (333 amino acids)
Biological process (GO): negative regulation of transcription by RNA polymerase II
Cellular component (GO): PRC1 complex
Molecular function (GO): promoter-specific chromatin binding; metal ion binding
Source: RefSeq, a predicted model, not a curated record
AAGUAAAGUGUUGUCCGGGCCCGUGCGUGGUGUGUGUGGGUGCGCAGAGUGUUGAGCAGGGGCCUGCACAGACAGUGGAUACCCUGUAUGCCCCGUGAACCAGGCGACAAAAUAAUAUCACGUGAUCCAAAAUGGGCUGUCCUCUGACGGUGCUGAAAAAAGCCAUUUUCUGGCGCUGCUGCAAAUUCUGUCCAAGUCCAAAUAAUUUACCUGGAUCGUGUUUGGGAGGAGAGGGAAACUUUGAUGUGUAAUCAGGUAGGAACCGAUCGCUGUUUAUCGGGCGCGACGCUCCGCUGUUUGCUGAGGCGCAACACAAAGUGCACGGUGUCACAUUUUCAGUCUCUCUCUUGUUCGCCUCCUGAUACAGCCCUGUCAGUGAAUUUAAGAUGGCUGCUUUGUGUACCAGUGUGAGUUUGUGUGGCUCUGCACCCCCCUCAGUGUUGCUGUUUUCACUGGAUGUGUUUGGUCGUGGCUCUCGGUCGGAGCUCCGGAGAAAUGGAAACGCUCUUUGUUGGUCCGCUGGUGGAGGAGCAGAGCUGAUGCACAAGAUGAGGCCACACAGGGGCUAUUGAAUAGUCGGCUGCUGUGUACCAGCACAUAGCCCUGCAUUCAGCUGCACGGCUCCUGCUUUCUGCCUUAUUUCUCGUUCCAACAUGUCAUUACACUCGUAUUUGUUGGCCAUCAGUUCUUUGUUGUGGUUUCACAACCUGCUGUCCCAAGGACGAGCUGCAGACAUUGUCUGAUGGAGCUCUGAGGCUGCACUCAUUCACCAUAUAUCUGUCCAGAUGGAUAAAAUGCAGCCAAACCGGAUUAAAAUCACAGAUCUGAAUCCACACCUCACAUGCCCACUGUGCGCUGGUUACUUAGUUGAUGCUACCACCAUCGUAGAGUGCCUGCACUCCUUUUGUAAAACAUGCAUCGUUGCCUUUCUGGAGACAAAUAAGUUCUGUCCUCGAUGUGACGUCCAGGUUCAUAAGACAUGUCCACAGCUCAGCAUCAGAGCGGACAAAACUCUACAAGAUAUAGUUUAUAAGCUUGUUCCAGGGUUAUUCAAAGAUGAGAUGAAGCGGAGGCGGGACUUCUACGCAGAGAACCGCGUUCUGGAACCGGGAGAAGUCGUGGAGACGUUUAACAUAGCAGAGGACGAAAUCAUCAGUCUGUCCAUACAGUUCUACGAGAGGAACAAAAACAAUGAGAGGCAGCGUGCAGAGCUGGAUGGAGACAAGUCCAACGGUAAACGCUUCCUGCAGUGCCCGGCAGCCAUGUCCGUCAUGCACUUAGCAAAGUUCCUCAGGAGCAAGAUGGAUAUACCCAGCAACUACAGGGUGGAGGUGUUGUACGGGGACGAGCCCCUGAAGGACUACUACACACUAAUGGAUAUUGCUUACUUCUACGAGUGGAGACGAACCGGACCCAUCCCCCUGCAGUAUCUGGUCAAACCCACCCGGAAGCGCAGGAGGGCGUCCCAGUCCGCCGCCCAGGGCCACUCCGACGGUGUCAACACCAGUCCGACGUCAGAGAGCGACUCCCAGAGCGACAAAGUCCACAGUCCCGCCGCAGCCCAGCCGCCCCGAGCCUCCACGCAGUCCAGCCCCGUGUCCCACAACCUCCCCCCAGCCAUCCAAAGCUCCAACGGUACCACCGUGCCCAACAACACUCAGCGACACACUCACGCCUCCAAACAGGGCGCCAACGCUCGGAAGGUGACUGUCAACGGUACGAGCCCAGGGGCCAGCAAAGAGGAAGCGAGGGGCGGAGAUAAAAGCGCUUUGCCCCCUACGACCUAAUACGCUCUCACAGGGGAGGACCGCAGGGAGGACAGUGUUUGAAUUGCUCCCUUUUCUUUCUACAGAGCAAAAAGAGGAAAAAAAAAAAGACGAACUCGAGCCUCCUUCCUUCUGGACGGACGUGAGGCAAAUUACUGUUAUCAUUAUUUCAGCAGGAAAAGACUGAAAAGUGCAGCCAAAUAGACACUUGUACGUAUGUGUGUGUGUGUGUGCGUGUGCGUGUGUGCGUUUAUGUGUGUUAGACUAGAAACAGUGCACACAUACAGACUGUACAGUAUGUAUCAAAUGUGAGCAUGUGUGCAUACAUAUGUAUAAACUUAUCUUUUAUACAAGAUAUUGUAAUCGUUUUGUAUUGUAUAUGCAGUGGGUCUGUUUCAUUUCAUAGUCCUAUCAACUUUAUUUUUUUUGAUUUGGCUUCCAUAAAACGACAAAAUGCUGAAAAGCGUUGCAGUGCGAAUCACUGCGGAAGUUGGAUGUAAAAAAAAGAAAGAAAAAAAAGUAGAAAAAAAGCUGAUUUUUUUUUUUGCCCUUUGGACGGUCAUUUUAGUAACUGCUGUAUAAGUGUCCAGUAUAAGCAACGCCGCUCAUCAGGUGACAACCGUACAUUACAUAAAACUGUUGAUGCACUUUCUUUCUGUAAGGUCAGAUCACACAAUGCAAACCGUCAAGUAUUUUUUUUUCCCAAACCGGAGAAGAGAGAAACAUUUCCUAAAUAAAUUUCCAAGCACUACCAAGCUCACAAGCAGAUGUUUGUCAGCAGACCACGUACCUUCUCUCAUGGCAGUCGGAAGAACUCAAAAGGGAUUUGAAUAUUUGGCCAUUUAUGUUGUAGUUCCAUAAAAAAAAUAUUUCAACAUUCCUUUUGUUUCUGUUCAACGAUGAUACUUUUUUUUUUUUUUUUUAAA